Molecule: messenger RNA, 213 nt
Organism: Opisthorchis viverrini
Lineage: Eukaryota; Metazoa; Platyhelminthes; Trematoda; Opisthorchiida; Opisthorchiidae
Exons: 1
Coding region: 1-213 (70 amino acids)
Source: RefSeq, a predicted model, not a curated record
AUGUCUCCAUCCGUCGGAGCACUACUGAAGGGGGGCGAAAAAGUGAACAGUUUUGACUGGAUUCUCAAAGAUGUGAAACAUCUUUUUUGGAUGCCACACGGUCAGCCAGCAAAGAUCAAGUUGGUCGAUGUGGGUCAAAUGUCCCAAGAAAACACGAGAAGUUCUAUCUACGGUAGCUCGAGAACCGACAACAAUGAACCAGAUGCACUGUAA